GAAUUUGAUAGUCAGCGUUACACGUACGUAGGUGUUCACUGUCGUAUGUUUAUGUUACAUAACACAAGUUUCGAAUUUACUCCCAUUUUGCUUAAAUUAUAGACUUUAAAAAAAUGCAUUCUGCUAAUUAUAUGUUCAGGGUAAUUGAAAUUGAGAGUGAAAACUUCUAAUACCUGAAAAAGUUUAAUUUCCAUAAAAUACUAGUUAUAACUUUUGGAAUGUGGGAGGAAAAGAGGAGUGUAAUCAUUUUGCAUUAAUUCUUUCACGGUCCUUCCUAAUUUUGCGGGACAACUGUGGGUUACACUCCGAAACAUCACUUUUAAACAAGUCGUGCUAAUCCAUGUUCACCAUUAGAUGUCAACGAACGGACCGAAAAUCAGCUCCGUAAGUAGUCCAUUUCACAAAUUCAAUCUCACAGUCACAAUGGAAACGUCAGAAUUAAAGUUUGGGGCUUGAAUUUGAUUUAUGUUUAGGUUUUCCUUUGCCGACUGAUAUCGGCUCUAAUUCAAAUAUUUCAUAGCAUGUAUCUUGAUCUUAAUCCAUUCGUUAAUUUCUACCAUUCAUAGUUAAUCACUUUGCGGCAUCAGGGCGGGUCACUAUGCGGAUUUUUUCGUUGUUUUUUGUCGAAACUUAACUUUGUUCCUUCGAGAAACUUGAUUGUCACUUGAUCAUUUUGUCAAGUGGAGUUGCAACACCUCUGUUUUAAUGGAUUUGUUAAAGACUAGAUGUUUCUUUGCCAACUUCUACGCUCAUUAUGAACUCAUCUAUUCUCUCUUGUUCUCCCUAACAAUAAUAGUAUUAACAUAUGCCUAACAGGUAUUGUGCACGCAGAUAAUUGAAGAUAUGGGUCUGUUGAUAAAGAGCAGAACUAAGUAUGUGCAGCCUUCCUGCAUGUUUUGUAAGUAUGCCAACAACUCGAGAAUUUUUGACGUAACUGGUGUUUGUAGCCAAAACACUGGAUUAUUUUAUGAGGCUGAAGUAAUUUCCUCAACUACUCUUUAGAUUUUAGAUAGUUAAGACUGGUUUGAGGAAUCAUACUGACGUAUCAUAUAUGACAUGUUCAUUAUUACUACUGACUUCCAUAACUAUGGUCAGAGUAUCUCCUAAUCCGUUGUCACAAGAGUAUCACAUGAAUUCAUACCUUACUGAUAACUUUCAGCAUCUUUUAAAAUAGUUCUGAGGCGAUAAAUCUAAAUUUUACCUGUUCAAAAUGCAGAUAAUAUAAAAAAUUUAUUUAUUACACAAAGAUCCAAGAUAUUAUGUGUCAUGGUUAAGAUUAAAUAUUAAGAGUAAAAAUUGGGAAUAAGGUAGAAUGCUUUGUAAACACGGAUUGAUGCUUGUGUAAAUCAGUCUACGACUUUAAGUAUCAAAAACUUAAGUGUUGCCUUUGAAAUGUCUUGAGUCAUUGUCACAAUGUUUUAUCGUUUCCAUAGUUAUCAAUUUUAAUCGUUUUAGUAGCUGUAUUUUGUUAAAUUUUGUUUAAUUUUUAAUAUUCACACUCUAUCGUCCCAUUUUAAGUCCAUUUAAAUUUUAUCGGGUCACUAUUUCCGUAGGGUUGGGUCAUAUAAAAACGACAUACCAGUGAUUUCACUGUGCAGUGUUGUUUCAUUUUGACUGACAUUAAUGUGCGUUAGAUUGAGGUUAUCAAAAAAUCAACGUUACUAACCUAAACAUAUGUAUAUCGUUUUGAUUGCCUUAUACAAACUAAUUAUUUCAUUACGGGCUGGUUGAAGAAAGUGUUUUACUGCUUGUGUAUCACCAGUUUUCUUAUUUGAAAAGGAUAAACUGGAAACAAGACCGUCGUAUUAUUGAGUCACUCACUUAUGAGUAAUUUUUCGACACAGUAUCGGAAAUUUCAGAACAACGAAUUAAGAAUCUGUAGUUUUAAAAAGUUGAUUCGAGGCUAAUAAAUCCUUCGUAGAUUUUUCACUAAGGUCUCGUCGGGCUUUCGUUCCAUAAAUGCCAUUUGAGAUAAAAAAUAUUUGCAAAUAGAUACUAGAAGAUCACUCAGGAGUGUCUUGAAACUAUCGGAUAUAGCCUAAAAUAAAAAAUGUCGAUGACCUCACUGUAUUUUUUGUUUGCGUAAUGUUUAGUCAGUUUUACAAGUGAAAAUGCAAUAUAGACCCUUGCAGUGCAUCUAACAAUUCGUCUAUUGCAGUAUAUUAGUUUUCUGUACUGUUGUUUACUUAUUGUUAGAUAUUCGCUGAGGUUCCAUAUUGAACACUUUUAUCCACCGUGCUUCUCUAGCUCUCGAAGUGUCUCGAAUCGAAUUUUACUCUUUUAACUUGAUGUCGAACCUAUGUAGUGUAUACAACUUAUCAUUAUGUUAUUUUAUUAUUUUAACACAUAGAUAUUGGUACAAAGAGGCACCAAAUACAUAUGCGCCACACAGAUCUUAUUUGAUAUAUGUGAGGGCUGUGAUACUGCCCGGGUGCCCAAACCGAAGCAAGCAGUUUUCUUAGGAGGCCACACCCGGAGCUUUCGACCUACAAGUCUAAUCCACAAGGCAGUGGAGCAUCGUAAGGAGAUGCAGUCCCAUAGUAACCGGUGACCAACGAUUAGUUCAUACGCCAUUUGUUCCUUCAGGAUACUGUAGCCCAUGUGCACCAUUGGUUUGGAAUCAGGGUUUUCCAACUCUAGGUGGACUCUCCAUGUCCGCUAACCCGGUUAAAGCGCCAGAUAUUCGGUUUUUGUCCUCUGAAUUUCGUAAACAACAGUAAUGCCACGAGAAGUCAGUGAGUAGGAUUUCCCUGGCAGAGGCUAUAUACACGUGGACAUGUGAGAGUAUUUCGAGAGGGAGAGCGGAUUCUCCCUACUCUCGGCCUUACCAGGGCAUUUGGGGGCGGUUUAUACAACUAAUAAAUUUAAAUUGGUUUCUUGAUUUUCUUAGUGUUCACUAAAAAAUGAACAAUUUUAUCUUAAAUGAUAUCACGGAUCUACAAAAUACUUUGGAAAUACUACAUAGAUACUUUUCUCCUUUGUUAAAUAUCCUCGCUUCAGUUAUAAAUAAUGAGGGUAGUAUUAUUUUUAUUUAUGUGUUUCUAUUUUUUGCACAUUGACUAGGCGGUACUUUAUAUUAAUCGAUUCUAAACACCAGAAUCUGCAUGUUUCAUAUAUACCACUUUUAGUAACCCAGAAAUAGUAAACGUAUUAUUUGUUUUCGGUUUUCAGCUUCACUAUGUGCAGCCUGUUUAUGAAAAAAAUUCGAAGAAAUUACAGGAGUAAAGCUGGUGAUUCAGACGAUGAGCAAAGUCAGGAGUCUGAAAGCUUAUAUGAUGAAGCCGUUAAAGAAAUAACGUCUCAAAUUAAACCUGAUGUAUCGUCAAUCAAGAAGAACAAGAGCGUUUUAAGUUUCGAGGAUGAUCUUGACCCAGAUGAUGGUGACACAUUUAAAGUUAAGAAAUCUUCAAUGAGUCGUAAGAUUACUAAACAAACGAAAGAAAGUAAAAAGAAGAAAAACCAUGGAAAUGACGGCUUAAAGAUAGUCGGUGACUUUCAUAAGAAUUUAGUUUCAUAUGAGGAAAGCUCUCCUGAUCCCGAAGAAAAUCUUGAGAAUUUAAGAAAAGAAUUAUUGAAUUUAGCCGAAGAUGAAACAACUUCUGAAGUAGUUCCAUCUGUGAAAUCCGAACCCAGCAAUGUGACUUCAAUGAUAAAGCAGGGUGUAAUCCCUGAUGCGGCAACAAUACAUUUGGCUCGUAAACAACGUGAGAAAGCUAAAAGUCUCAUUGAAUCAUCUGAUCAUUCACCUACCUAUUAUUCAUCUAGUAAAAAUGAUGGUAAACGUUUAGUGAGAGAAGAUGAUGACGAUGAUGAGUUGAAUGAUGAUGAAGAUGCCAAUGAUAUGACAACUGUCUCAUUUUCAAACUCUGCCAGUGAAAUGAGACCAGUUUUUGUUGUCAGUAAAGACCGUGAAACUUGUAGUAAACGCGCAGUUAUAGGUGCUCGUUUGAAUCGUCGUGAAGAAGAAUUGAAAUGCAUUCGAGAAGAUUUCAUGGCAGCUGAACAUGGUAGUGAUCGAGACAGUGAUCAAGAGAUUGAAUGGGAAAGACAACAACUUCAAAAGGCUAUUAUUAAUCAAAAUCCUGCUGUUUUAGAAGCUAUUCAACCAAUUCUUGGUACUGAAGAUUCUAAUAAUACUACAACACCUGCUGAUAGUACUAUACUUGGUGGAUUGAAUGUUACAGAUAUAACAUUGCCAAAAUUAAAAGAUAAUUUACAAGAGAAAUACAAUAAGUUGAAUGAAUCACUAACGAAGCAUAAAACAUCAUUAGAAGAGGCGAAACGUGAUUUAGAACGUGGCAAGAUAAUAAUUGCAGAUGCUCGUGAAAAACUUCCUAACUUAGCAAAACAAUUUAUGUUCUAUCAAGAAAUGAAAGAUUAUAUUGAUGAUUUAAUAUCUUGUUUUAAUGAAAAGAUGUCAAAAAUAGAAUAUCUAGAGAAACGUUCUAUUAUAAUAUUUCGUGAACGUUAUGACAAAUUAGUUGAACGUCGACGUAUGGAUAUGAAAGAUAUGGCGGAUACAGUAUCUCAGCCAACUAUAUCAUCUACAUGUACAUCUAGAACACCUGAAGAAGUAAAAAUUUUUGAAGCCAGACGUAAAAGAUGUGCUGAACGAGAAUCCCGACGAAUACGACGUCAACGUGCUAGAGAAUUACAAAAUCCUAAUGUCAUACAAGUUCACAUUGAUGGAACUAGUACGGAUGAUGAAGAACCACAGGCUACAAUUGUUAAACGUUCAGCUGAUAUAGACGCUUUACUAGUAGAUGCAAAUGCUUUAUUCGAAGAUGUUGUUGAAGAAUUUUGUAAAUUACCAUUAAUCCUUGAAAGAUUUAUAGAAUGGCGUAAUAAAUAUCCUGAAUCAUAUCAACAAGCUUAUGUAUCAUUGUGUUUACCACAAUUAUUUAGUCCUAUAAUACGAAUUCAAUUAAUCGGUUGGAAUCCUUUAAGUAAUCAUGCUGAUCCGAUUGAAGAAAUGAAAUGGUUUCAAGAUUUGUUAGACUUUUGUAACCUUCCAUCAGUUGACAAUAAUAAAAAUACAAAGUCAACUAUUUCAAAUAGUAAUAAAACUGAUAAAAGCAAUAAUAAUAAUGAAAAUAAAAAUCCCAGCAAUAAUAAUAACUUGGAUAAAACUGCUGGUAAUCUUGAUGAUGAUCUUCGUAUAAUACCAAAGUCAAUUGAAAAGAUUGUUUUACAACGAAUAAAUGAACUAGUCUGCGCUUCAUGGGAUCCUUUAUCAGAGAAACAAUCUUUACAACUUGUCAAUUUAAUGCAUAAUUUAUGCUCAACUUAUCCAACGAUUUGUAUUGGUAGUCGUCCAACAGAAAAAUUAUUCACUUCCAUUGUUAAACGUAUUGAAAAUACAAUACAAGAAGAUAUUUUCAUACCACUCUAUUCAAAAACUCUAAUGCAACAUCGUCAAGGUCCAGCUUUCAUAUUCUUCGAACGUCAAUUUAACAUGGGAUUAAAGCUCUUAAAAAAUAUUCUACUAUGGUCAAAUCUAUUGAGUAUAGAUACAUUAAAACAUAUUACUCUUACUUGUUUAAUAAAUCGUUAUCUUUUAGUUGGAUUAGCUUGUUUAUUAUCAGUUGUUACACUUAAAUCAAAUGAUGAUAAAUCUAAUCUCAUAAUGAAUUCAUCAUUUCCAACUAGUUUAUCAUCAAUUGAUCAAUCAGGUUCAUUAGCUUUUCGUGAUGCUGUACAAAAAUUAAAAAUGAUAGUUGAUUUAUUACCUCAUGAAUGGUUGAAAUUAUCAAGUCCUUCAAUAAAACAAGAUGAUGAUGAUGAUGAUCGUGGUCAUGAUGAUGAUGAUAAUGAUGAUGGUGAAUCUUCAAGAAAAGUAUCAUUCACUGGAGUUUCAGAUCCACUUAAUCAAAUUAAAAGAUUUUUAACACAAUUAUUAGAAAAUAUACCACCUACUCGAAUGUAUUCAGAUAUUACUGUUGGUCAAGUAGAUAUUCAAAUCAUUGAACGGGAAUGCAUGGGAACUUUGUUACAACUAAGAGAUUUAUUGAAGAAUUAA
Molecule: messenger RNA, 6019 nt
Organism: Schistosoma bovis
Lineage: Eukaryota; Metazoa; Platyhelminthes; Trematoda; Strigeidida; Schistosomatidae
Source: the annotation of a GenBank genome assembly